AUGUCAAGGCAAGGCAAGGCAAGGCAAGGCAAGGUAAGCCAAGGCUCGCCAAGGCAAGGCAAGUCAAGGAUCGGCAAGGCAUGCCAAGGCCACCGCAAGGCAAGUCAAGGUUUGGCAAGGCAAGUCAAGGCAAGGGAAGCUAAGGGAAGGCCACGGCAAGGCAAGGCAUGCCAAGGUAGGGCAAGACAUGCAAAGGCCACGAUAAGGCAUCAAGGCAAGGCAAGUCAAGGCAAGGCAAGGCAAGGUAAGGCAAGGCAAGCUAAGGCCACGGCAAGGCAAGUUAAAGCUUGGCAAGGCAAGUUAAAGCUUGGCAAGGCAAGUGAAGCAGGUGAAGCUAAGGCAUGCCGAGGUAGGGCAAGGCAUGUCAGGUCAAGGCAAGGUAAGCCAGGGCCGUGGCAAGGCAAGGCAAGCCACACCAUCCUAAGUUUCCAAUAG
Molecule: messenger RNA, 435 nt
Organism: Prunus armeniaca (apricot)
Lineage: Eukaryota; Viridiplantae; Streptophyta; Magnoliopsida; Rosales; Rosaceae
Source: the annotation of a GenBank genome assembly